This is a messenger RNA of Sardina pilchardus (European sardine), 3140 nucleotides long. RefSeq names its product flotillin 1b (gene flot1b). Bases 173 to 1447 code for a protein of 424 amino acids. The transcript has 13 exons. Gene Ontology annotation, cellular component: flotillin complex; cytoplasmic vesicle; plasma membrane. Lineage: Eukaryota; Metazoa; Chordata; Actinopteri; Clupeiformes; Clupeidae. The record is from RefSeq and is a predicted model, not a curated record. Gene Ontology annotation, biological process: positive regulation of endocytosis; protein kinase C signaling; positive regulation of cell-cell adhesion mediated by cadherin.
AUGCUUGAUUGAACAGUCAACAUACUUGCCAUUCCAGUAAAACUAUCUGUAGGACCAGCGCUGUUGCAGUCAUCCGGUAGGAGUCUCGCGUUGAAGGCCAACGAAAUUUAAAGGAUUUUGGAAAUACUAGCAAUAGACUUCCUUAACAUUUGAUCAAGAUCAUACCGUAAAAAUGUUCUACACCUGUGGUCCCAACGAGGCUAUGGUGGUCUCCGGGUUUUGUCGCUCACCUCCUCUGAUGAUUGCUGGUGGGAGAGUGUUUGUUCUCCCCUGCAUUCAACAGAUUCAAAGGAUCACUCUAAACACCCUCACGCUGAAUGUGAAGAGUGAUAAAGUCUACACCCGCUAUGGAGUUCCCAUCUCUGUGACUGGAAUUGCACAGGUGAAGAUUCAGGGCCAGAAUAAGGACAUGCUGGCCACCGCGUGCCAGAUGUUCAUGGGCAAGUCGGAAACUCAGAUCGCACAGAUCGCCCUGGAGACCCUGGAGGGACAUCAGAGGGCCAUCAUCGCCCAUCUGACCGUGGAGGAGAUCUAUCAGGACCGUAAGAAGUUCUCUGAGCAGGUGUUCAAGGUGGCCUCCUCUGACUUGGUCAACAUGGGUAUUGGUGUGGUCAGUUAUACGCUCAAAGAUGUACAUGAUGACCAGGACUACCUGGUGUCCCUGGGCAAAGCCCGCACAGCGCAGGUCCAGAAGGACGCCCGCAUCGGUCAAGCCCAGUACAAGAGAGACGCCGUCAUGAGGGAGGCCAAUGCAAUGCAGGAGAAGGUGUCGGCGCAGUACAAGAACGAGAUCGAGAUGGCCAAGGCGCAGAGGGACUUUGAGCUGAAGAAGGCCGUCUACGACAUGGAAGUCAACUCCAAGAAGGCAGAGUCCGAGAUGGCCUAUCAGCUUCAGGUGGCCAAGACCAAGCAGCGCAUCGAGGAGGAGAAGAUGCAGGUGCAGGUGGUGGAGCGCUCGCAGCAGAUCAUGCUGCAGGAGCAGGAGAUCACGCGCCGCGAGAAGGAGCUGGAGGCCAAGAUCAAGAAGCCCGCCGAGGCCGAGCGCUACCGGCUGGAGAAGCUGGCCGAAGCCGAGCGGUUGCAGCUCAUCAUGGAGGCCGAGGCUGAGGCAGAGUCCAUUAGGGUAAAGGGAGAGGCCGAAGCAUUCGCCGUGGAGGCCAAGGGCCGCGCUGAGGCAGAGCAGAUGGCCAAGAAGGCCGAGGCCUUCCAGCAGUACCAGGAGGGUGCCAUGGUGGACUUGCUGCUGGAGAAGAUCCCUCUGAUGGCAGAAGAGAUCACCAAGCCCCUGUCCAUGGCCCAGAAGGUGACCAUGGUGUCCAGUGGAGGGUCUGAGGUGGGCGCGGCCAAGCUGACAGGAGAAGUGUUGGAUAUCAUGACCAGGCUGCCGGAGACCGUGGAGAAACUCACAGGGGUCAACAUCUCACAGAUUACUGGACGGCGUGGAUAAAGAGGCAGCUGGGAGACGGCACAACAAUCCACCUGAUGACAUGACAUGACCUGUCCCAUUGUGCCUUUGGUGUGCAUGUCUGUUUAUUCUAUAACUGUCCAUAGCGUGUCUGAUAGCUUGAUUAGAUUUACUUGACCUCCAUGGCCUUAGUGUAAGGAUGCCGUUGGUCUUUUUUACUUGUCAGCUCUUUUAGUUUGAACGUUUUUGGGGAGAAGAUAGAAGAAGAAGCCCGUCACCCAACAAACAGAAGAGGAAGAUAUAUGUAUAAAUAAUAGAUAAUAUACCAUAUGUACCUUGAAUAUUAGAUCAUAUUUUAGCUGAUUGUCGUCAUCUCAUGCAUGUGAGUACUGUACUGUUUUCAAACCAAUCCACUUGCUCCUGUUGCAAUCCUGUUGGGAUCCUCUUUCCAAAGUACAACACUGACAUUCAGGGAGUUGACUUCCCAAUCACUCUAUGUCGAUACUCUUAGCCAUGUUGGAAGCCGUUAUUGGAAAAACUGACCAAAUAUUGUGUGGUUACCCUUUUCGCUCAUUUGUAUCUAUGUGCCUAUGUCAGACCACUUCAGUGCUGCCUGUGUGGCUCUACAGUAUUGGAUCUACAGUUCAGGGCCAUUUCAGUAUGCUUGAGGAAUGGAGGAGAUACCUUUAACAGUUCAGUAAUGUCAGAUUAUCAGGUUUUAGGAGGGGUCUUGAACUAUUGGACAGAAUCUGGUCAGAUCUUAUAAAUCAGAUGAGCUUGUGUGGGAUGUCCCAGUUUUUAAAUAUGAAAUGAUAUGUUGCUCAAUUGUGUCUGUGAACCGAAGGAUACUGAAACCAUAUAUCGUUCUUUAAAGAAAACACUCGUACAUCCUUACUUGCAGUUGGUUGUACACUCACAAAGGCCUGUGUUGAGAAUUUCUGUCACGCUGUGAAACGACUGGCAGGUUGGCAAAGCAAGAGUAUGAUGGGAAAGGAAGUAGGUGUCUGACAUGAGAAAGGAAUGCUUUUUCUUGAUGUUUGCAGCUCAAAGAGAAAGAAAUUGUAAAAGACUGCGGGGGAAGGCAAGUUAGUUUCGCAUAAACCACUUACGCUGAAAUGUGGGUCAAGCUCAAGAGCUUUCUAUUGAAAUACCAGACUGAAAUAGUUCUUUGUAAAGAAGGACAGAAAACAUAAAGUUUGUGGAUUCUCAUUUUCACUGCGACUGCAUAUGCGGUUCAGUUGCACUGUUGUCAGGAUUGCAUUUUAUGUCUCUUCAAACACAAGCAAAAACCAUAUGCAAAGAUUUGAAUGCUCCGCCACCAACAAGUGCCUGAAAUCCCCCUCUGCCCCCUCAAUGCUCAAUUCAUGAUUCCAGACUUACUGUAUGUACUGAAUGGGGAUUUUGAUCAAUCAUGCCUUUGAACAGUACUGUGAAGUGUUUGCAUACAGUCUUCCAUUCAACAGCCAGUCAUUGCUUCUAGCUUUGGAUCUUAUCACCAUUUUGACUUCCAUGUUAUUUUCUGAUUUUGUUUUAUUACUUGGUGUUUUGUUUGUUUGUUUGUUUUGGCUUGGAAUUUGGUAUUUUGCUUGCCAAGAGACUCCGGUGCCUUAUUUUAUACAUUAUAGUCUUUGUUGUGCCUCAAUGCAAUAACUCUUGAAUGUUGGACAUGUUACAGAGAUUUUCUCCUGUGUUGUAACAUAGUUGAUUAUUCAAUAAACACACUGAGAGACCUCAA